Periconia digitata is the source of this 1784-nucleotide messenger RNA. NCBI's taxonomy places the organism in Eukaryota, Fungi, Ascomycota, Dothideomycetes, Pleosporales, Periconiaceae. The record is from the annotation of a GenBank genome assembly.
AUGAAGUCUUCGGUGCAAAUCGUUGCUGUCGCGGGCAUGGCUGCGUCGCUCGUCAGCGCAGCCAGUAUACCUCAGAUAUCGCCAAAUAUCAAUGUCUUCAAAAGAGCUCCUUCGGACCUCUUCAUCCCCGCAAACACUCUUUCCACAAACUGCAUAUCCAUUGGCUUUCUCCCCUGCGAAGGCGAAGCCCCCGAGCUCUGCCCACGCUACACCAUGUCGCAAAUCAACGACAAGCUCGGCAGUAAAGCCGGAACAUACGGAUGGUACGCGCAGAUCACCGAAAAAGGAUUCGACGGUUCACAACUCCUAGCCGUGAAAGAAGAUGUCAAGAAAAGCGGAGCUGUGUUUGUGGCUUCCGUUAUGCCUAGCAUCAACUUCGACAAGGUCACGGUGGAGGUGGCGAAGCAGGUCGGAGCAGUUAUGAAGAAGUUUACGGACGAAGGGGUGGCGGUUUGGCUGAGGUUUGGGCACGAGAUGAAUUACUACGCAACUUCAGGCGUCUACCACGGCACGCCCUCCGCCUUCCAGACCGCUUGGAAAACGAUCCACACCUACGCUUGCGCCCCUAACCCCCGUGUGAAAUGUUUCUGGAGCCCCAAUCGCAACGAUGACGUCUCUCAGCUCGCUCAGUACUGGCCAGGGAAACAAUACGUCGACAUCGUCGGCAUCGACGCCUACCCCGGCUCUGGAGAAGACGUGACCUCUAUAUCGCUCUUCGAUAAAAUGUACGGAAAAUUCUACAACACCUAUGCAAAAGCCAACAGCCUGCCAUUCGUGAUUGGUGAAACAGGCGCGGAUGAUGCGAGAAAGGAGGCGUGGUUGAAGACGGUGACGAGUAGCGAGGUGAAGAAGAAGUAUCCAGAUUAUGUGGCUAUGAUGUGGUUUGAGUUCAAAAAGAGGGAGAAUGGCGGGGUUACCGAUUUCAGGGUUGUUAUGAAGGAUGAUAAGUUGAGUCAGACUAAGGAGAUCCUUUUGGCUGGGGGGAAUCAGGGUUGUGCGGCUGGGGGAGGGGGCGGGAACGGGACUGAAGUGGGGAAGGGUGAGAAAACGGGGGGUGGGAAGUCAAGUUAAGCUUUUAGGACCGAUCCUGGGGGGGGGAUUGGUUUGAACUGGAGGGUUUGUGAAUUUUCUUCUUUUUCUGUACAACUAGACUACCCUUCCAGACUUUCGUUAAACAUCUUCAUGAAUAAACUAUGCAUAUAUCACCCAAUACCCCCGAUCCGCACCCUUUCCGAAUCCUGAAAAACUUACCUCACCCUAGUAAUAGCAGCCUCAAACUCACUAUCACUAAACUCCCACGGCAUAAGACCAUCAUCAUCAUAGACAGUGUCCCCAUCGAAGCCCCUGACACGGAUCCCGUCUUCCGUAAGCCCUCCAUGUUGGGAGUACGGAUCUACACUUUCUCUGUCUGUUAUUAGAGAAUGAGCACGCUUGGGUUUUGCGGGUUUCUUAUUAUGUUUACGGUUGCGAUUCGCGGGUUUGGUGGUACUGCGUUCGGGUGUAUUAUCAUCACCUCCAUACUGUUGCGAUGAGACAUGAUGAUGGGAACCCUUUUCGAUCUCAGAGCCCGCUUGUCUCUUGUCUACCUUCUUCUCUGUCGCUUUCCCCAAACUCGGUUCUGGUCCGUGUCCUACUUCCUUGUUUCCUUCCUUCCCCAUGCUCCUCGUCUCCUUCUCCUUCUCCCCCUUCUGUUUCUUCCUCUUCUCCUCUUCCCUGUUGAUAAGGCUGUUGCUGAUAUUGUUGUUGAUCAUGUGUGGUUUGCUGUUGCCGAGCUUGAUAUUGCC